AUGCCUGGGCCAGGUCUGACUGGAGCAGUCAGGCAGGCCCAUUACCUGGCCUUCACCAUAAGGAUUAGUCUGGCCAAUCAGAGGGCCUUUCUCCCAGAGGUCCUGAUGGCUAGAGCGGCAGCCCUUUGGGGGCGGGUGGGAUGGGUAAGGCUUGUCCUCAGCACCCUCCUAGGGUGGGAAUUAUGUCGUUUCUUUCCUGUGUCUGGGUCGUUGGGGUGUGCCAGGUUGUGGUUUGAGAGGCUCCACGUGGCCUCCUCACACAGGGCAGCCCCUUCCUCCCACGCGGUUCAUCUUGCAGAGACCAGCAGCUUCAAGGAGGGAUGUUGA
Molecule: messenger RNA, 327 nt
Organism: Pipistrellus nathusii (Nathusius's pipistrelle)
Lineage: Eukaryota; Metazoa; Chordata; Mammalia; Chiroptera; Vespertilionidae
Source: the annotation of a GenBank genome assembly